UCAAGACAGGGAGCUUUUAAAAAUGGCGGCCGCUCCGCUACCGCAGGUGCCCGAUAAAUUAAAGUCAGUGCUUCCUUACGUAAAAAUAGCAGCCGAGCAUGACUCCAGAGACCCAGUCAUCGCCUACUGGUGCCGACUCUAUGCGCUGCAGACUGGUAUGAAGGUGGACAGAUCUUCCUCUGAAAGCAGGGGAUUCCUCAUGGCCUACAUGGAUUGGUUGGAGAAGGAAAAAGCCAAGAGGAAAGAUGAAGAAGCCAUCAAUAGUGACGUCGUUGCCCAGGCACACAUUGAGACUAGAGCACUGAAGCUAUUUCUUUGGGCAGAUGGUGAGGACAGGGCAGCGCGCUUUAACAAGAAUGUCAUCAAGGCAUUCUACACAGCUGCAUACCUUUUUGAUGUCCUCACAACGUUUGGAGAACUAACAGACGAGGUUUCCAACCAUCGGAAGUAUGCAAGAUGGAAGGCAGCAUACAUUCACCGAUGCCUCAAGAACGGCGAAGUGCCAGUUCCAGGACCUCUGAAGGGCGAAGAUGAAGGAUUUGAAGAAGACGCUGGUGCUGUCGGAGGCAACCCAAGCCCUUCGAACGGACCAACUGGAGCAGUGGGAGGCAGCGAUGGCUUUCCACCGCUCCCUCCAGGGUUUGCAGUCGGAGGCGCCACUGCCUCUGGAUUCUCAGAGCCUGGUCCCAGCAGUGCCCGGUCAAGUUACGGUGACCACCAGCCUAUGCCAUCGUCCCUUCCUGUUCCCACCCCAGGGUCUCAGGCCCCCCCUUCUACACCUAGCGGUUCCACGCAGCCUUCACCGUCAAUAGCACCGAUUGAUGACAUUCGGGCUGCAAAUGGCGUGGCUUUGAACUCGGAAGACUUUCUCAAAGCUCAGAAGUACUGCAAGUUUGCCGGCAGCGCGCUGCAGUAUGAAGACGUUCCAACAGCCAUUGAAAACCUGCAGAAAGCACUCAGGUUGCUUACCACAGGCUCGGAGGGACCCUGAUGGCUCCGCUUUCAGGACCCGAAGACAUGACCUCGUGACGCUCCCCUUCCCACUUGAACAUCUAGCCUAGGACGGUCCCCACCCUCCUCUUCGAACAACCGUCCCUCAGCGUCCCGCUAUGUCUGGUGCAAAGUCAUUUUGUGUCUGUGUUUGUAGCCACCUUAGAGCUUGCUUCUGCUGCAAGACCUUGGCCCUCUCGCGUCAUUAGACUGGGCGCAUCUCGCCUGUUUCUAUUCUGUUUUUCUUUUUUGCUUUCUCUUUAGUGGGCAGACGGAAGUUGUGAGGCAUUCUUGCAUGCAGUCAGCGCACAGCUAGUUUUGUCAAAGACGAUGUGGGGAUUGGAGACCAAUGAUCUGGCCAGCGACUGUUGCUUCACAUUGGCUAUAGGCAGGUAAACUCAAGCACUUGUGAUAGCAUGUAUGUGUUGUCAGAGGAUUAUAUAGACAGCAUCUUCAUUUGGCAGGCUGCUCUAAUUUAUGUAAAUUGUCCAUGCAAAUGAAUUUUGUCGGUUUGCUUCUACCUCUUUGUAGUUUAUUGUUCAGCUGGUAUUGGUCAAGUGUUCAUGGCUCGCAUGUUUGGUCAGUUUUUAACAUGUUGCUACGAUGCACUUGUUGAUCUUGCUUGACACAAUGAUUUGAUGCACCUCCUUUCCAUACUAUACGAGGAGCUUACAGUAAACACGCUAAAAUUGGGCUCAAACGAGCGUGGAACAGGCUGAAACAUGGUUGCUGAUGUGAUUGCCUGCAGUGUUACAUUGAAAUGAUUGACGUUGGCUUUCAAUUUGCACUUUGAUUUCAGUUGUCUGCUGCUGUUCCUGUAUUAAUGCUAAAGAGAUUAAAUUGUUUUAGGAGACGUCUUAGUCUUUAUAGUUCAAUUAGUGAACAGUUGCAGCAUCUUUAACACUGUUAGUACCUAGCACCAAUGGAAUAAGGUGACUCCGAUAAGCCACUACUGUCUUAUUUUUUUCAUAUUUAGUGAAUACAAGUGGCAUGCUGGCAUGCUAUCAUUGGCUGUAUAAUUCAUGGAGCACAGCUUUCAACGUUCACGCAGUUCAAAGUGUGCAGCAGUUAAGGAACUCGUCACUUUUCUGCUUUUUGCUACUACUAUUUUAAUACUGGAGACAGAUAUUCUGAUGCUAAGGAAAAUUAGUUGUACUAAUAGCAAAGCUAUAUGUGAUGCAAGUCUUUGAUGAAGGAGAAACCGUAGUAGCACUUGUAGAGUGGUAAAGAAGAAAUGAAAAGGAGCGUUGUCUGCCGAUCCGGACAUACCGAGGUAAUUUAUUUUCUUAUCUUUUUGUGCUUGCCUGUGCCUACAUUUUUGCACUGAAUGGUGAAAAACAGUGUCCUUUGGAUACUUUAUUUUUGUGUUGUAUACCAAUUUGUGCGGAAUUAUUCUUGCGAGGUAUACAUUGACUUGGUAUGAACAAGUGAGUUGUGCCGGAGAAACAGAGCUUCGUUUUUAAAGAAAAUGUAUCUUUGGGAAUUUUUCUUCAUUUCUGAAUAAACUGUGUAAGCACAGGU
Molecule: messenger RNA, 2511 nt
Organism: Dermacentor andersoni
Lineage: Eukaryota; Metazoa; Arthropoda; Arachnida; Ixodida; Ixodidae
Gene: Vta1
Product: vesicle trafficking 1
Biological process (GO): late endosome to vacuole transport via multivesicular body sorting pathway
Cellular component (GO): multivesicular body
Source: RefSeq, a predicted model, not a curated record